AAUCAUAAAUGUAAAAGAAUGGAGAAUCUCAACUCCUUGUCAAAAUCACACACAGGGGAGAAGCGACAUAACUGUAUGGAAUGUGGGAAAUGUUUCACUGCAAGAAGUUAUCUUACUAAAGAUCAGCGAACUCACACAGGAGAGAAGCCAUACAAAUGCAUGGAAUGUGGAAAGAGCUUCAGUCAGAGUGGGACUCUGCGUAUCCAUCAAAGGACUCACACAGGAGAGAAGCCAUAUAUAUGCGUGGAAUGUGGAAAGAGCUUCAGUGAUAGUGGGACUCUGCGUAUCCAUCAAAGGACUCACACAGGAGAGAAGCCGUAUAAAUGCAUGGAAUGUGGAAAGAGCUUCAGUGAAAGUGGAACUCUGCGUAGGCAUCAAAGAACCCACACAGGGGAGAAGCCACAUAAAUGCAUGGAAUGUGGAAAGAGCUUCAGUCAGAAUGACAGUCUGUGUAUCCAUCAAAGGACCCACACAGGAGAGAAGCCACAUAAAUGCAUGGAAUGUGGAAAGAGCUUUAGUGAGAGUGGACAUCUGCGCAUCCAUCAAAGGACUCACACAGGAGAGAAGCCGUAUAAAUGCGUGGAAUGUGGAAAGAGCUUUAGUCGGAGUGGACAUCUGCGUAGCCAUCAAAGGACCCACACAAGGGAAAAUGCAUUAGAGAUCAAAGAGCUCACACACAGCUAGAGGAGACCUACCUUUAUGUUUCCUAGGGUCCCAGGUAGACAAGAAAUUAGGACGAUGGACAGAAAAAGGAAGGCUACCAACUUGCUCUCUAUCUGUCAUGUGCAGAAGUUUGUGUGGUCUGGUUGACUGAUUUUGUGUUCAGGACUCCCACAGAGGAGGAUUUUUCUCUGUGUUGCAGCCAGUUUGGAAGGGGUUGACCUGACCUUUUCCUCCGCAAGAAAAGCAUUGCAGGCUUCUGGGAUGAUCUGAGAAGGCUUUCUGAAAUGAGCAGCAGCUGAGAUCUCAUGACAAAAGGGUUCUGGAAAGGAACAGUUCCUUUUUAGUAGAUAACAUUGUGCAUCUUGCCCUGGAUCUAGGCUCUGCUCCCCUCAGAUCUAAUUCUGGACUCUGGUCUUGUUCCUAUUACCCUGUUCUGGACUCAAUUGAUUGGUGGACUUCAAAUUCUGGACUGACUAGUCGUCUUGAUUUAUGGACUUAUACUUCAGUUUGUCUCUGCCUCUAUGGCUUGAAUUUGGAAUUCUGACUUCGGUUUGUAGUCUCGCAUUCUUGGUAGUUAUGUUACUAACUGUAGUGAAUGGAUUCCUGACAUCUGACUAUUGGACUGCGACCUUGGCAAAUAUUUGUAUAUUUGUAAAUUAUGUGGUCAUAGUUUUAAUUGUAAGCCGCUUUUGGUCUCCUUCGGGAGAGAUACAGUGGGGGGUAAAUAA
Messenger RNA from Anolis sagrei ordinatus, 1391 nucleotides. The record is from RefSeq and is a predicted model, not a curated record. Lineage: Eukaryota; Metazoa; Chordata; Lepidosauria; Squamata; Anolidae.